AUGUCAUCUCCCAAAUAUCAGACUCCAGAUCUGGAGGCUGCCCAAGACUUCGACACCCAGAGGAGUCUGUUCUUCGUCAGCAAUGUACACUGUGCAUCAUGUGUCGCCUAUAUCACAGAAAUCCUGUCUGAACUACCAACAGUCAAGGAUAUCGAUGUCACAAUCCUAACCCAAGAAGUGCGGGCCAGUCAUGCCCCCUCAAUACGACCCGCCGAUCUCGUUGAUGCUCUCAUUCAAGCCGCAUUUGAAGUGCGCUAUGCCACAACUUUCAACCAACAAGGAGAUGUCGUGUCAGAACUCGACACAUCCUCAUGGAACCACCGUAGCUCGGCGGUGCUUCCGUCCCCUCGAACAUCUGUCUCCAGCUUCUCUUCAAACAUCAAGGAACGGCUUCAAACUAGCAGACACAAACGACAUAUCGCCAACUGCGAUGCCUGCAAGAAGGAAGAGUUGAUUAACUCCCCUUGGGACUCUCCUCGGGCGGAGCUUGGGUCUGUAGCCGAAAAGCCUCAUUCCAAUGCCCAGGAAGCCAGCAGUGGUCUAGAGAAGGAUCUUGGUAUUUCAAGGCUUGAGCCGAUGCCAGAGAAUGGAGUGCAGACUUCAAGCAGUUCAACCUUGGCAUCAGAGGAUGAAUUCACCGCCCAGGUCAGCAUUGGUGGAAUGAGUUGUGCAUCAUGUGCCAACACUAUCACUGCAGAACUUCAACACCUCGACUUCAUCAAAGACGUCACUGUCAACCUUCUGACAAACAGUGCGACAGCGACGUUCACCGGUCCUCGUGAAAAUGGUGCCAAAAUCGUUGAGCAAAUUGACGACAUUGGAUUCGAGGCAUCGCUUGACGAAGUGAGCGCCAUUGCCACAUCGCCAGUUCCUGCCGCACCUCCCGCUAGAUUUGUCGCCGAGAUUGGAAUCACGGGAAUGACCUGUGGUUCUUGCGUCGGGGGUGUGACUCGAGGUCUUGAAGAGCUUCCGUUCAUUCAAAAUGUGACCGUCAACCUACUUUCCCAUAGUGGGAGAGUAGAGUUCGAAGGUCAAGAGAAUCUCGAUAGCAUCAUUGAAAAGAUCGAAGAUCUGGGAUACGACGCCGCGAUCACUAGUGUCUCACCAGUGAAAAGCACCCCGGAAGUCACCGCAACUCAGGCAAGAACAGUCUCGAUCAGGGUGGAUGGAAUGUUCUGUCACCACUGUCCACAGACUGUUAUCAGGGCCGUGGAAUCAGCUGCAGAUGUCACUGUCGUCGAAGCACUAAAUGAAAAGCACCCUAUCCUCAAACUCACAUAUACCCCUCAGCCACCCUCUCGCACCAUUCGCUCCAUAAUUUCAGCUAUUCACUCGUCGAACGACUCUUUCCGUGCGAGUGUCUAUCAUCCCCCUAGUAUUGAAGAUCGCUCCCGCGCGAUCCAGCAUCAUGAACGGCGCCGCCUGCUGUCCCGCCUGCUAUUCGUCUUCCUGAGUGCAAUCCCAACCUUCAUCAUCGGGAUCGUGUUCAUGUCUCUUGUCUCUUCCGAUAACCCAGGCAGGGUGUACCUAGAGCAACCGAUGUGGUCUGGCAGUGUGACACGCAUUGAGUGGGCACUUUUCAUCAUGUCAACGCCCGUCAUGUUCUAUGGAACAGAUGUGUUCCACACUCGGGCUUUCAAAGAGAUCUACGCGCUAUGGCGACCCGGGAGUCGCGUUCCCAUCCUUCGACGAUUCUAUCGCUUUGGGAGUAUGAACCUUCUCAUCUCGGCGGGCACAUGUGUCGCCUACAUUUCGUCUCUGGCUGUAUUGAUCGUCGACGCGGUUGUGGGCACCAAGUCCAGUUCACAUAGCACGACCUACUUUGACUCUGUUGUUUUCUUAACCCUCUUCAUUCUUGCUGGUCGAUUUUUGGAGGCCUACAGCAAGGCGAAAACUGGUGAUGCUGUCACCUCGUUGGGCAAGCUUCGUCCCUCUGAGGCACUGUUGGCCGAUGACUCCACCGAGGACGGAGUCAGCCGUACGAGUGUUGAUCUUUUGGAGGUUGGUGACGUUGUCAGUAUUCCUCACGGAGCCUCGCCCCCUGCAGAUGGAGUCAUUGUCGACAGUGCCUCGUACCAAUUCGACGAGAGCUCUUUGACUGGAGAGUCACGGCCAGUCAAGAAAUCAACUGAGGACAUGGUCUAUACUGGCUCGGUCAAUGUCGGGCAACCGGUACGCAUUCGAAUCACCGAGCUGGGCGGUUCGUCCAUGCUCGAUCGAAUCAUCGCCGUGGUCCGUGAAGGUCAGAGCAAACGCGCGCCUCUUGAACGAGUGGCCGAUCUCCUCACAUCUCACUUCGUCCCUAUCAUUACGUUGAUUGCUGUAUCGACCUUUGUCAUCUGGCUGGCCCUAGGUAACUCGGGUGUUCUUCCUGAUGACUACCUUGAUGUUGCACAUGGUGGUUGGACCUUCUGGGCUCUGGAAUUUGCAGUCGCCGUGUUCGUGGUUGCCUGUCCAUGUGGACUGGCACUUGCAGCUCCUACCGCCCUAUUCGUUGGAGGAGGCCUAGCAGCCAAGCAUGGAAUUUUGGUCAAAGGCGGCGGCGAGGCUUUCCAAGAGGCCAGUCGCUUGAACGCGAUCGUAUUUGACAAGACCGGGACAUUGACCGAGGGUGGAAGUCUGAAAGUCUCCGACCACGAAGUCUUGACCAAUGAUCCCGAAAUGACCAAGGUUGCAUGGGCUUUGGCUCGGAAAAUGGAGGAGACUAGCAAUCAUCCGAUUGCCCUCGCAAUCACCGAAUCUUGCAAAUCCCAGAUCUCCGCGACUGUCAAAACUUCUGAGGUCCACGAGAUUUCCGGUCAGGGCAUGAGGGGCACAUUCACUGUCUCUGGCCCUGAACAGGAUGAGCAUUAUGAAGCUGCAAUUGGUAAUGAGCGAUUAUUGAAAAACCUCAUUUCCUCGGAAACAGACACAUACUUUGUUUCCAACCUCCUAUCCAAAUACCAGUCGGCUGGCAAGUCCACAGCCAUUUUGUCACUUCGCAAGAUCACUGACUCCGCGCCUACACCUUUCACACCAGCUAUUGUCUUCGCCACUUCCGACACUCUCCGACCAGAGGCCAUUGAUAUCAUUUCCCAGCUCCAAAAGCGAAACGUGGAAGUCUACAUGUGCACAGGCGACAAUCAGAAAACCGCCCAUGCCGUCGCAGAUAUGCUAGGAAUUUCACGUUCCAGAGUGAUGGCCAACGUCCUCCCAGCCGAGAAAGCCACAUUCGUCCGCGAGAUUCAGCAACGGUCAGACAACGUCGAUGCCAACAACACAAAGUCAUGUCCGAUCGUUGCAUUCGUCGGCGAUGGCGUUAACGACUCUCCUGCUUUGGCGGCAGCGGAUGUCAGCAUUGCCAUGGCAUCUGGAUCAGACGUCGCCAUCAACUCUGCCAGUUUCAUCUUACUCAAUUCGGAUUUGAGCACAAUCCUGCAACUGGUUAUGCUUAGUCGGCGGGUGUUUAAUCGUGUUCGUUUGAACUUUGGGUGGGCGGUGAUUUACAACCUGUGUCUUGUUCCUGUUGCCGCGGGUGUUUUCUAUCCUAUCGUUAGUGGGCAUCAUGAAAUGUCCAUGGGUGGUGAGAUGGUCAUGGUUAAUGAGCAUUGGAGACUGAGCCCGGUGUGGGCUGCGUUGGCGAUGGCCUUGAGCAGUAUCUCUGUUGUUUUGAGCAGCUUGGCUCUCCGGGUCGACCGAGAGAGUAUCAAAAGGGUGCUGAGAAGAUAA
Messenger RNA from Penicillium olsonii, 3708 nucleotides. The record is from the annotation of a GenBank genome assembly. Lineage: Eukaryota; Fungi; Ascomycota; Eurotiomycetes; Eurotiales; Aspergillaceae.